This is a messenger RNA of Cryptococcus amylolentus CBS 6039, 1272 nucleotides long. RefSeq lists its product as hypothetical. The coding region runs from base 1 to 1272 and encodes 423 amino acids. The record is from RefSeq and is a predicted model, not a curated record. Gene Ontology annotation, cellular component: U2-type spliceosomal complex; U2 snRNP. Gene Ontology annotation, molecular function: RNA binding. The transcript has 6 exons. NCBI's taxonomy places the organism in Eukaryota, Fungi, Basidiomycota, Tremellomycetes, Tremellales, Cryptococcaceae.
AUGCCCCACCAACCCCCUGUCCCUGGCCAAUUCGAGCAAGACCCCCGCGUCUCGUUCGACAAGACCACGCAGAAAUGGCAAUACGAGGACGAAGGUCUCGAGUUUGAGUGGAAUGGGAAGGUCUGGGUGUCCAUCGUGGAUGAAGAGCUUUUGAAGGCGCAGCAGGCAGCUUAUUCCGUGCCCGGCGUGGACGAGUCCACACCCGCAAAUGCAGUAUUAGCUAGGGAAGAGCGACGUAAUCUUAAACGCAAAAAGAACGAGAAAGACUAUACCUCCAAUACGCUCAACAAGCCCGCCGAGCCGGCUAAAUCUGCCUCUCGAGGCAACUCGAACGGCGGGGAAUCCUCGAAAGCUGCUGCGCCUCCACCAGCCCAGAAGAAGACGGGUGUUUGGGUGACCAACCUUCCGCCAAACACCACUGUGGAAAAGAUGGCGAAUGUGUUCAACAAGGCUGGCGUCCUGCUUAUCGAUGAUGAAGGGAACCCGAAGAUCAAGAUGUACUAUGACAAUGAUGGCGUCUUCAAAGGUGAAGCUCUCGUCACGUAUUUUAAGGAAGGCAGUGUCGAUCUUGCUAUUACGCUGCUAGAUGAUACAGAGCUCGAGCUGGGAGCAGGUUACCCGGCUAUGAGGGUGGGGACUGCAGAGUAUCAGAAAGACACCAGUGGGAAAGAAAAGGGAAAGGAGGGAGGAGAGAAGAAGGAAAAGAAGGAAGGAGAACUUCAAGAGAAGAAACGUCUGACAGCGGAGGAGAAGCAGCGGAUAACGAAACGCAUCAAGACGAUGCAAAAUAAAGUCGCCUGGCACUCGGACGACGAAUCCGACCAAGAAGACUCUGGUCCCUCUGGCGCCCCCUCUCAAGCUACCAACACCCGCUUCCUCCGUGUCGUCGUCCUCAAAGGCAUGUUUGUCCCAGAGGAGUUGGACAAGGACCCUGGGCUAUUGUUGGAGUUGAAAGAGGAGGUUAGGGAAGAGGCGGAAACGCUGGGGCAAGUCACGUCGGUGCAGCUUUACGACAAAGAGGAAGAUGGGGUGAUGACAAUCAAGUUCAAAGAUCCCAUCUCGGCGCAGGCUUGCAUCAACAAGAUGAACAACCGAUAUUUCGAUGGUCGCGUCAUUUACGCAGGUCUUUACACCGGUAAGGAGAGGUUCAAGAAAUCCGGUGGCAGGUCGUAUGAAGACGAAGAUGAAGACGGUGAAGGUGAAAAGGGACGACUGGACAAUUUCGCCAAAUGGCUUGUCGAUGGGGAUGAAGAAGAGGUCAAGGUCAAAUAG